Callorhinus ursinus (northern fur seal) is the source of this 926-nucleotide messenger RNA. RefSeq names its product double homeobox protein A-like. Lineage: Eukaryota; Metazoa; Chordata; Mammalia; Carnivora; Otariidae. Gene Ontology annotation, biological process: regulation of transcription by RNA polymerase II. The record is from RefSeq and is a predicted model, not a curated record. Gene Ontology annotation, molecular function: DNA-binding transcription factor activity, RNA polymerase II-specific; RNA polymerase II transcription regulatory region sequence-specific DNA binding. Gene Ontology annotation, cellular component: nucleus.
AUGGCCCAAGACAACUCUCCAAACAAGACCAUAACAAUGAAUCAGAGACGCAGCCGCACCAAAUUCACAGAAGAUCAAUUGAAAAUCCUCAUCAAGGCAUUUGACCAAAAUCCUUACCCAGGUUAUGCUACCAAACAAAGACUUGCUUUAGAAAUCAACACUGAUGAGUCCAGAAUCCAGAUUUGGUUUCAGAAUCGAAGAGCUAGGCACCAGUGCCAGAAAAAAUCAGAACCCGAUGAGGACUUAGAAUCAAGUCAAGACCAAGAUCACUCUGAAGAGGAGAUUCAAAGUAGAGAAGACAGACGGUGUCGUACCAGCUAUACUUCUUCACAAUUACACACCUUCAUCGGGGCAUUUAUGAACAACCCUUAUCCUGGAAUUGAUACCAGAGAGCAACUUGCUAAGGAAAUUGGCAUUCCAGAGUCAAGAGUCCAAAUUUGGUUUCAAAAUCGGAGAUCCAGAUUCCAUGUCCAGAGAAAAAGAGAACCUGAUGAUCAAGACUCAGAACAGAGACAAGACCAGGAACAGGAUCUCUGGGAUGAGAGAGUUCAAGACAACUGUUUUCCCAAUAAACUAUUGGGCCUUUUCAGACCCAACAAACCCACUAGCUGUCUCUGCGGAAGCCUGGACUCAAGGUCAACUGAUACAGUCCCAGCCCAUGAACAAGGAAGGCCCUGCAUUUCUUAAUCAAGAAAAUGAGCCCAAGACCCCAUCCAGCUUAUACCAGCUGCCCUAAAUUGCUUCCCCUCGUCCUGGCAUCAGGGGCUGGGUUUUGCUUUGUUCUGGUGUUGUCUUUACCCCCAAACGAAUAUGGGAUGUAUGUUACAUAUAGGUUUGCUCAUUAUGCACACUCCGUCUUUACUCAUGAAAAGUCAUGCUCCCCCACUCUCUUCAUCAAUAUGCAUGUAGCCUCAACUCCUUUGAUU